AUGUCGCUGCUCGAAACCAUCACGAUUGCAAAAUCCGAAUCUCAGACCCCCAAAACCCCAUCCAAACACUCCAUCAUUCUCAAUCCCGACCCCAUAUUCCCCCUCUUAAAGCCAGAACCUAAAUCCUCUUCUAACAACCUCAUCAACCCCAUCACGGGAUGGCAAAUCUCAGCCGUCGAUUCUCAUGUUAUCGAAUCCAACCAUCGAUUCUUCAGCAAACUCAAGCGCAAGCUCAAGUCCCCAAACACCCUCACCUCAGAUGAAUUCUUGCGAAUCCUCAACUCCUUCCUUGAGAAAACCCGGGAAGGUAUCGGCCUAUCGAUCGGGGUGGGCCCCACUGAUCCCGACUACACCCGCCUUGCGAUCUCAAAAUUGGCAUUCGUGAUAUCCCGGGAUGUCGCGGGGCUAAUUUCGGAGGCUUGUGUGGCCCUCGGACUGUGGGAAUUGACAGACGCUCUGAUUGCCCAUGGACUUGUCGUGGGCUGUUCGUCCUCAGUGAAUCUGAUUGAAGAUCUCAUACGGAAGAACAGGUCGAAUUCGAUCUGUCUUUAUAUCAGGAGUGUUUCCGAUCUCCGAUCGUCGGAACUUCUCCUCAUUUUGAAGUAUUUCCUUUCUCCAUCCAAAGACGGUUACCACAGUAUGAUUAGCGUGAGAAAGGAAUGGGAAAGGCUGGCAAUCUUAUCAACCGAGAAAGCGAUUGAGAACACAUUGACUAAAGAGAAGUCCCGCCUGGCGAGGCAGGCUGCAGUUCUCCUCAUGAUGGCGCAUGAUGGGUUUUCAGCAUAUGAGCUAUGCUUGCACUAUCUGUUUGGAUCGAACAAUGUCGAUGGGUUGGCGUUGUCAUGGGCUGUUGCAAGGCUCGAUGGGUCUGAGGUGUUGAGGUUAGUGAAGUAUUUGGGGAAGUGGUUGAGGAAGUAUGAGAAGUUUCCAGAGGCGGGGCCAUGCCCUGGUGCUGUGGCUUUGGGAUUGGAAGCUUGCGAGUGGGUCCCAACAGUCGAUUCAAUUGUGGGGUGUCUUGCAGUGGUGUUGGAUGAGCAUUUCUCCUACUUGGCUUUGUAUAAUGAGUUACAUGAAGAGAUGAGAUCAAUGGAGAAGCUUGUGAGAUCGUUCACAGCAGAAGCUGAGUUGUGUUGUUCAGUGGCGAGUUUAAUUGAGAAUCUGAGAGCGGAUGCUGGCAGUCGUGGAGGUGCGUAG
Molecule: messenger RNA, 1194 nt
Organism: Magnolia sinica
Lineage: Eukaryota; Viridiplantae; Streptophyta; Magnoliopsida; Magnoliales; Magnoliaceae
Exons: 1
Coding region: 1-1194 (397 amino acids)
Source: RefSeq, a predicted model, not a curated record